UGAGCGUUCUCAUCGAAACUUCGGUCGGUGACAUUGUCAUCGACCUCCAAAUUAAAAAGUGUCCAAAGACCUCUUUGAACUUCCUUAAACUAUGCAAAAUCAAAUAUUACAACUUUUGUUGUUUUCACAAUGUUCAAAAGGAUUUCAUGGUUCAAACCG
Messenger RNA from Acaulospora morrowiae, 159 nucleotides. Lineage: Eukaryota; Fungi; Glomeromycota; Glomeromycetes; Diversisporales; Acaulosporaceae. The record is from the annotation of a GenBank genome assembly.